This is a messenger RNA of Scatophagus argus, 7203 nucleotides long. RefSeq names its product cytoplasmic polyadenylation element binding protein 3 (gene cpeb3). The transcript has 9 exons. Lineage: Eukaryota; Metazoa; Chordata; Actinopteri; Scatophagidae. Gene Ontology annotation, cellular component: neuron projection; nucleus; cytoplasm. Gene Ontology annotation, molecular function: ribosome binding; mRNA regulatory element binding translation repressor activity; mRNA 3'-UTR binding. Gene Ontology annotation, biological process: negative regulation of cytoplasmic translation. The coding region runs from base 4225 to 5223 and encodes 332 amino acids. The record is from RefSeq and is a predicted model, not a curated record.
UGCUUACAGUAUUUGGGUUGUUUUGUUUUGCUUCAUGGGCAUAUAUCAUUUCUGGGGUACAUUUGUUUUUUGUUUUUUUUGCUCUAUUUGCCAAUCUCUUAACCAAUCUAGUAUGGAUCAUCAUCUUCUGUUUGAAAUAAAAAAAAAAAUUAACAUUUUGAGCCUUACCUGCAAAAUCUUACAUAAUUUUUGUUUGUGUGUAUAUUUGAUCAGACAUGCAGCAAUGCGCAUUCAUGUGUUCUUAAUUUGCAAAUUGUGUUUUCCUUUCCUCUUUCUUCUACUUCUUUACCUGUUGGCUUUCUGUUCAAUGGAAUCAGUGGAUUGGGUGAUAAUAUCAUGUGACCUGUGUCUUUAUUGAGUGCAUAUGUUGUGAGUGUGAGUAUGUUUGCGACAUACAUGUUCACCACACAGCAGAAUUCAGAAAUCUUGGACCUUUAUUUUGUGUGUAAUUGUGGGCUUAGACAUGCUACGACUGAGUCAUAGCCUGCAGAUCAAAUCAGUGUUUCUAAGCAACCUGACUCGCAGAAGCAGUUGUUUCUUUAACAGUGUUAUGCAGAAUCACACUAAAAUAAAUUAGCAUUACAUCCUCUUUUAAAGUAUAGAGAAUAUAUGAAAUCAUGAGAACAAUCUCUUCACACCCUUUUAAGGCUAUCCAAUAUAUGGCGAGCCUUCUAAGCCAGUAUUUUUGUAGCACAAGUCACGUGUCUAUUGUAAAAACUCUGGAUCCAGUCUCCCAGAAGGGGCCCUGUCAGGUUGGCUGUAGGGUUUUUAUACUCCCCCAUCCUCCCUUCUUAACAAUGGAAAGAUUGGUGGGAGGGGUAUGUAAUGAGCAGGGCAUGUCCCUUUCUCAUGAGUCUGUUUUCCCAGUCUUGUGCUGAGAGAGCAUUGUUACAGCGAAGUGGUCAUCCUGGCCAAGCCUAACUUCACUGGAAAGGUGUCGUAAUGUCCUGCAGGGUUUUCCCUCAUGAUUGUUUAUCGAAGCGCAAUAAUGUGUUUGAAGCCGGGAGGGGGGAUAGAAGGAAAAACGGGGAGGGUGGUACAUGGACAUAGCUGUGCAUUCCUGUGUCUGUCUUUGCGUGUUUACCCAUCUUGUCGUCAUGCAGACAGCGUGGGGUUGCAGUAAGCUACUGUGCCAACCACAGAGCAGCUCCACCCUGCCAGCGUACCUACUCACUGUCUGUGAAGGGCCUCUGUGCUUCAGCCUGCUCUGCUGUGUAAUCGACUGCAAAAAGCGCAGCAGCUCAACUCAGGAGAUCAGAACUUUUUCCUUUGCCAUAAUAUUUCAGAUAAACACAUUAGGUCACAUCCCCUCAUCCCUUGGAAGUAAAUGUGUCUGACAUUAUUGAUUUAGUAACAAAUUGUGCCCAGAGGAUGAGUUUUGCUACCCAAACUUGACAGGACAGGCCCCUUUUGCUGCGAAAAUGUUUGAGGUCAGGUUUGAGGUUGAGGUUGAUCUUGUUUCAAGUAAUUUGUUGAGAAAAUUCUCUUAUUUCUCUCUCACACUGCCAACUCUGUACAUGCCUGUAUUCAAUUUAUUUCAAGUGGAAAUGAUGUAAAGCUCUAAUUUGUCUGUACCAGCUGGAUACGAUCAGGAUUUUAAUUUGCACUGAACAUGUGAUAGCAGUUUCUAGGCGCAGUUCAUUUUCUUCACUUUAAUGAAAAAACAAAACAGAGCAAAACAAAAGAACACUUGUUUCUUCACUGUAGUUAUGUAGGAUGUGUCCCGAUAUUUCAAUAUAAAUAAACUGGUUGCUUAAUUGUUCUGAAGAUUAAGAAACUGUCAUUGAGCACAACACCAGGCUUGUCUGAAUAACUGGACAAAGUGAAGAUGUGGGCAGAGGUUCAGACGUCCGGGUACACCCUCAGUCUGCAGACAGACAGUGCAUCUAAAGUUGUGGCUGUAAAGUUGUGGUGUUUCACCUCUCACUUGCUGCUCAGUAUGCAGUGAAAAUACCAUAGGCUGACUAGGGCUGUGUUUGAAAAACAUGUGAAGGCCAAGGUGGACUUGAUACCAUUGUAAAUCUAUGGGCUAGCAUUAAGAUGCAUUUAUAAAUCAGGACACAGGCAAUGUGAAUGUGAAUAUAUCAUUUACUGAAGCUUUAAGAGGGACAAGUAAGAUUAUUCCUUUUAUUGUUAGGUGUUAACUUAACUAAUUCAAAGAUCUAGAUUGAUGAUUCUUCAUUGAAACCUACAGUACUUAGACAACCCUAGGUGAUAACAAGAGAAAACAGAUUUCUUUCAUUCUAAGUUGGAUCCUAAGCCAGCUACCGUCAUAGUAAGUGUGACGUCUCAAUUGGAGUGUACUUGGAGGAUACUAUACCACCAGCUGAGAACCACCAGUCAAAACUAAUUAACCCAGUAGGCCCAGUUUUGCAUUCCCAACUGAAUGUGUCUCACCCACAUCCAUCCCAUCACAGACAUUUCUCACAUACUUCUCAUUGUGACUGGAAUAAUUGUUUUUCCUUGAGUGCUUUAUGAGCCUGUGUGUGUGUAUGUGUGUGUGUACUCGCAUGCGGUGUGUUUUUGGAAGAACGAGAAGCACCGUGGUGCGAAUGAGAAGCCGUGGCUCUUCUAAAGAGAGUGUGAGGUGACACAACCCUCUCUGUCUUUCUCUCUCUGUCAAGACCAGGAGGUGGAUGAAGCCGUCUUGAUUCUGAUGAACUAUUUUGUUUUUCUCAGCAGAGAACGCUCAUCUUCACAGGGCGUGUGUCUUCUGUGGAAGAGACACUUUAAUGUCGCAAUCCCCUGAAACUUCUUAAAAGCUCUUUACUCUUGGGUGAGGGAAACAGGGCCACAGGGAUGUCUGAACAAACAGGCCCUUUCUGCAGCACACACAACCACACACACACACAGGUCUGCAUGUGCUUCCUGAACUGGGUCAGCUGAGCUCACGUGUGGAGAGCCAGGCACCCCCACACACACCAGAGAUUCUCCCCUUGGCCUGGAAAAACACCACCAGUUUGACAACAGCCACCACCACUGCUGCCAGCAAUAUUGACACACGCAUACACAUACACACACACACUCACACAUGCAGGAUACACACAUUCAAAUUGUUUCUGACAUGUAAAUCAACUGUGACAUUCCAUGCAAAGCAGGCUCACCUCACACCGUGUCUCAAAGGCUGUCGUGGUUGUCUUUGACAAUGACAACUCAACAUACAUGAUGCACUCCACACACACACACACACACACACACACACACAAUGUUGUCACUGACCAUUUGAGGUCCUCAAAUGUUUUAAUAAGUCUGUUAAGUCCCUAUGGAAGCUAUGUGUGGAUCCCAUCCGCCCACAGUGUUUAUCUGUCCCUGAAGACACACACACAUAUUGCCUCAGCUGGUCUGACUCACUUGAUCUUACUCAUGCGUCAGUUCUUAUUUGCAUUGUCUCUUUGUGUGUAAGUGAAACUUUUAGAAGUUUGAACUACAACAGACUUAAUGCAAAUUUAAGCCCUGAAAAAUAACUGCAGCUUCUGAUUAGCCUAGCAUCAAGACUGGAAGAAGGAGGAAACAGCUAGCCUGGUUAAGUCCAUCUCACGUGUAACAAUCGGACCACCAGCACCUCUAAAGCAAUCAAAUUGUUUCAUUGAAUUGUAAAUAUGUUUUUUUAUUUAGCGUACAUAUACGAGUAGUAUCAGACGCAUCAUCUUUCAGCAACAAAAAAAUGUGAAACCAUUCCUUUAAUUGUCAUGUCUAUAAAAUCUUAAAAAAUGGGUGUAUUUCAUAUUAUGUGUGAACAACAUUUAAAGCCAAAGUAAAUCAGUUUAGAAAAGUUCGGAAUGCAGCACCUGCAACAUACUAUUAUUUAAAAUUGUAUCAGAAUUGUUGCAUAUGAAUUUUUCUGGGAACCGACUGUUUGGAUAAAUAACACCAUCUAGCUUAGCCUCACACAAGCAGCUUUCCAAUGAUCUUCACAGGCUGCGUUGCGUCUGGGUGUCAGCCGUCAUGUGUUGGUUAACAGCCUCUAUGAGGUAUAGUGUUGUUGUAACAGACAGAAGGUGUCGGCUGUAAUUGAAGUCAGCAGUCGAGGGAGAGCAAACAUUUGUGUUGUUUGACUUUGUGCGCUUGUUGACAGGAGCAUCGGUCAGUGGAUUAGAGUUGACUCACAUGGGCUUUUAUCAGGAGGAAAACAAGAACUGCAAGUGCAGCACAGGUCAGAUGAGUGACAGUGUGAUUAAGAAUGGUGCUUUAAUGGGAGGAGUGGGUGUCUCCUUAUAACUUUUCAUGAAACAAAAGAAAGGACGUAUGGGCCUCAACUUUCAUCACCCGGGAGCGGACCACAUAAUGCCAUUGAAUACCCGGAGCUAUGGCCGCAGAAGAGGUCGUUCCUGUCUUUUCCCCUUUGAGGAUGGUUUUCUCGAUGAUGGCCACGGUGACCCCUCCUUGACCCCAGGCCUGAACUCGCCAACCCGCUGUCAGAAUGGAGAGAGGAUGGAGCGCUACUCCAGGAAGGUCUUUGUCGGAGGCCUUCCCCCUGACAUAGAUGAAGAUGAGAUCACCAACAGUUUCCGUCGCUAUGGGCACCUGGUGGUGGACUGGCCCCACAAAGCUGAGAGCAAGUCCUACUUCCCACCCAAAGGAUAUGCUUUCCUGCUGUUCCAGGAAGAGACUUCUGUUCAGGCCUUGAUCGACGCCUGCAUUGAGGAGGAUGGCAAGCUUUACCUGUGUGUGUCCAGCCCCACCAUCAAAGACAAACCAGUCCAGAUCCGUCCCUGGAACCUGAGCGACAGUGACUUUGUCAUGGACGGCUCCCAGCCACUGGACCCCCGAAAGACCAUCUUUGUAGGGGGGGUACCACGGCCCCUGCGUGCAGUGGAGCUGGCUAUGAUCAUGGACCGGCUGUAUGGAGGUGUUUGCUAUGCCGGCAUAGACACUGACCCAGAACUCAAAUAUCCAAAGGGAGCCGGCCGUGUGGCCUUCUCCAAUCAGCAGAGCUACAUUGCUGCCAUCAGCGCUCGCUUCGUUCAGCUGCAGCACAAUGACAUCGACAAAAGGGUGGAGGUAAAGCCGUACGUCUUGGAUGACCAGAUGUGUGACGAGUGCCAGGGGGCACGCUGUGGGGGGAAGUUCGCCCCCUUCUUCUGUGCCAACGUCACCUGCCUGCAGUACUACUGCGAGUACUGCUGGGCAAGCAUCCACUCGCGAGCUGGCCGAGAAUUUCACAAGCCACUGGUGAAGGAGGGGGGCGAUCGCCCUCGACACGUGUCCUUCCGCUGGAGCUGAGGGGGGUCACAAGUCAGCCCUGCCCCGGUGAACCCACACCUGACUCCUGAAAACCUCCUGCACCCCUCCUACCCUGGGACAGUGCUGCAACCCCCCUCCCUCCCCACACCUCCACCUGCUCCACCCUGCUCCCCACAAACACCUCAUGAAAAAAAGCAAAAAGGAUACCGUCAAAUACACGGACUGUCUUCAUACCACAUGGCUCUGAACUCAUUGUCUAGUGUUCCCCUCUGAUGAAGCAUUGCGGGGAAAUGAAAUGCGAAAGUUUAGCAGCUUAGAAUUUGCACUUUGGCACAAAAUCUCACUAAACACACACACAUGCACACACAGGAUGGUAUGUUAGACGCCUGGCUACUUUCAGUUCCCCGUUCUGUUGACUGGGUGGUGUGGUACGUCCUGUUGGACACCCCCCACCCCCCUUUACUGAGACAGAGGUGGGACCAUACAAAUAUUUAAAAAGUAUAUAUUUUUGUUUUGUACCUAUCUAUACAUAUAUAGAUAAUUUAAAUUUUAUGUAAAAGGAGCAUGCACUUAUUUUGAGAAGCUGUAGUUAUAUUGCCCCUAGUAAAAAAAAAAAAAAUCAUUACCAAAGGCAAAUGAAAUUAAUGCAUACAGAAAAGCUAAAUAGGUGGCAUAAGAUGUAGCAAGAUUUAACAACUAUCCAGUAGUGUGGGCCCGUAUCGCCCAAAGUAAAAAUAACAUGGCUAUAUUCGCUCUCAAUUUUGACUCUGAAAAUAUUAAUACCUCAUAUGCGCAAUCGGAUUAGUUUGCUUUCAAUUUGUAGGUCUUUAUUUUUAUAAUAACAUUAUUUUUUAGUGUUAUGUAAAUGUAAUGCUGCAAUAGCUUUGCUGCUAAAUCCAUGGUAUGAACAGAUACCAUAAGUACUUUAUUCAGGCUAGGGUGUAAAAUAAUAACAGAUAUAGAGGAAUGACGAGCUAUCAUAGGGGGAAGGGGCGCCCCUAGAAAACGAUGGCUACCUUUGUGGGGGUCAGGGUGGGUCGCCCCUAACUGCAUGUUUAUUUCAAUCAGGUUGCUGCAUGCAAUAGACUUUUCAGUAUCAUGUCUACUAUUCGAUUCUGCCCAUGUUUGCACAACACAAGUCAGACGUAUGUUCGGCUCGCACGAAACUGGACAGAAACAGGGAAGACUGGUCAAAGGAAUCAUGGCGGCUCUGCGUCGCUGCUCAGGCUGAUGGGCCACGCCACAGGGUGGGCGGAGCAGUCGGUUCCUGCACAAACAGGCAGUGAACACAUCCAGAUGACAGGAGAGGAAAAAAAAUAACCUUAAUAAUCACAAGUCAAAUUAAAUGUAGGAUUACCAUUUAAAACUGUCUAUGAUAGGUGAAGUACUUUUUUGCAGUGAUUGUUGAUAUAAUUGUGCAAUUUUUUAUACCGUAUGUAGUAAGGUCUGAGUAUGCCUAGAACUGUGAUUCGCUUUAACUGUCGUUAAUGUCCGACAUAGAAGUCCUGUGAAACUUCAUAACUAGUGUAUGCACACGUAUAUAUGUUCUCUUGUACACACACUUGCACCAGUAUACACAGAAGCCUCUCGACACACAUGAACAAACACACACACAUACGCACACACGGACGGCUGUCUUUUUUUGCGCACACAAACAGGCCUACAGACACAGAGUCUGAUCUGAAGAGAAGACACAACAAUGUGAGCUUAAACUGACAACUGAGGUCUUUGUUUAUGAUUUGUUCCACCCGUUGACAAAAGCGCACGUUUACGUCGCAGAAUGCAACCAAAGAGGUCACGUGUUCGACUUUUAACAGACCGCCUAACACGCGGAGAGUACAGCCACCCGCCGUGGAGGCCACGCCGCUCACAUGGCCUGCAGUGGUGCAGUUGAUUAGAGGAGGAAGGAGGGCAGUUGGGAAGAAGAACUGUGUGUGUGGGGAUAAAACCAAGCAUUGAAGCUACUGGAGACUUGAGGUUGAUAAACUGAGCUCUGCACAUGCUCUCACUACAUGGCUG